Messenger RNA from Enterobius vermicularis (human pinworm), 3863 nucleotides. The record is from the annotation of a GenBank genome assembly. NCBI's taxonomy places the organism in Eukaryota, Metazoa, Nematoda, Chromadorea, Rhabditida, Oxyuridae.
AUGGCAUUUUCAUAUCGCGUUAAACAGUCCGUCGAAAUUCCGCUCAAAGACAGUCCCGAUAAUGUAGAUUCUCGAGUGUCUUUAAAAUUUCCAUCGUCAUUCUCAGCACGGCUGGAAAUUAGUUUGGCUUUUAAGAUGGUGGCAUUUGAACGCCGAGUAUCGGAUUUAUGCGUUGAUGUUUGGAAUCUAACUCAAAGAUGGAGCGUUUUGAACAUUAAAUCAGCAGAGACUCUUGAAAAAGUUGUUAACGAUCGACUUCGUUUGAUGUAUUCCAAAAGAUUUUUUUCAAAUUCUUCCCAGCCUGUUAUCAAUGAAAAUAAUGACCAGCUCCAGGCAGAGUCGUCUUCUCUUCUUGCUCCCGCGAAAAAAUUAAGUGCUGACGAGAAAGAUCGUUUGUUAUGUGAAUUAAUUAACAAUUCUGAAAAAUUGUCUUCAUCGUUAGAAGAAUUCAGUACCGUUUGUAAAAAACUACAUACAGCACUGAAUCAGUUACUUCCUCUGCAGAAAUUGUGUUGUGGAAGGUUGAGUUCUGAAACAUCUUCUGCUGAAAAACUUCAAGCCUUGGCUGAGACUUUUCCUUUUUUGUUGUCCAUGUAUGAGCAGGAAAUGAAUGCGAAGAAAGCAGUUUUGGCCGACCUUCGACACUUCGAGAGUCGGGAUGUUUUUAUGGCAAUAUUGGCGUCUUGGAAGCAUGAAGCAUUUGUUGAUAAAAAUGUUUUGAGUGUCAUAUAUUCGCUUGUUGAAUUGAUAGAGUUGGAAUUCAACUCACUUCCUGAGGAUGGCAGUGAGGUUUUGGCUAUUCUCAAGGGAGAACAUGCAGCUUUACACUAUUGGAUCGACGUAGCUUUGGCGUACUAUGCUCGUGGUAAUGAGGUAGACUUUGUGAGGAUCCUGGAGUUAGCCGGGUCAGAAGCGAGCCUUGAUUACAAUGAAUAUCCGAAUGAUCAGAUGCGUGCGCUGGAUAUCCUUGCUGCAUACUAUUGCCAUAGAGAGAAAAAUAAGGAAAAAAAGAAAGAGUGGCAUACUAAAGCUACUUUACUUUAUACGACAGCCGACAAAAUUAUAAUGUAUGAUACUUACCAUCUCCUUGGUCGAGCCUAUUUUUGUUUGUUAGAAGGGAAAAUUGACCAGGCAGAGCAGCAGUUCAACUUUGUAUUGAACCAGCUUAAUGAAAAUAUUCCUGCUACCCUUGGUAAGGCAUGUAUUUUCUUCCAAAAGAAGGAGUUCCGGAAAGCACUGAACUGUUAUAAAUGCGUUUUGCGGAAGUUGCCAGACUGUCCAGAAGACGUGCGACUUGGUAUAGGUUACUGCCUUGCUAAACUGGGACGGAUGGAUAAAGCAAGAGCUGCUUUCCAACGUGUAUUAGAUCUUGAUCCGGAAAAUGUUAACGCUUUAGUGGCUCUUGCGAUAUUAGACUUAAAUACUGGAAACGAGGGUAUUCAAAAGGGCGUGCAGCUUCUUAGUCGUGCUUACAAUGUCGACCGUGAAAACCCAGUUGUUUUAAACCACCUGGCAAAUCAUUUUUUUUACAAAAAGAUGUUCGAUAGAGUGGAGCACCUGGCCUGGCAUGCCUUCCAAAUAACAGAUAAUGAGGCAAUGCGGGCAGAGAGCAGUUUCCAGCUUGCUCGAAGUUACCAUUUUCGGAAUAACUUCGAGAAAGCUUUUCAGCAUUAUUAUCAAGCCACUCAAUUUGCCAGUCCAAACUUUGCAAUAAGUUGUUUUGAGAAGGUGCUCAAAGUUUUUCCGAACAACUAUGACACCUUAAAAGUUCUUGGCUCACUUUACGCUCAUUCUGAACCAGCAGAUCAGAAAGAAAAAGAAACAAGAAGGCAGAAGGCAAAAGAGGUACUUAAAAAGGUAGUAGAUAUGUUUCCAGAUGAUAUUGAGGCACUAAUCGAUUACGCGCAACUCAUUGAAAACUCCAAUCCUCAGGCUUCUUUGGAGGCAUACCAAAAAGUAAUCGAACUGCUCCAGGCCAAUACAAUUGAUGUACCGCCUGAAAUCACUAAUAAUAUUGGGUCAUUGCAUUUUUCAAUUGGACAGUACGAGGAAGCAAAGGCUUCUUUUGAACUGGCUUUGAAAAAGCUGGCAGACGAUAGUGCAGAAGAAUUAAAACUUCUUCAAAUCACGGUGAAAUAUAAUCUUGCACGAUCUAAUGAAAUGCUAUGUCUCUUUAAUACCGCGGAGCAACUUUAUAAGAGUAUUCUGCACGAAAAACCUAACUACAUUGAUUGCUACAUGCGAUUAGGCUGUCUUGCUCGUGAUAAAGGACAAAUUUAUGAGUCGUCUGUUUGGUUUAAGGAAGGUAUGAGUAUAAAUCAGACCCAUGCUGAUGCUUGGCUUCUGAUAGCUAAUCUUCAUAUGUCGAAAAGUGAAUGGGCACCAGCACAAAAGAAAUUUGAAUAUGUUAUGAAGCUAACUGAACAUCACAACGACCCUUACAGCUUUGUUGGCUUAGGAAAUGUUUGGUUGGAAACUCUGUUCUCCAUAACGAGGCGGAAAGAAAAAGAUAAGGAUUAUCGAGAAAGAGCACUGAAUAUGUACAGCAAGGCUUUAAAAGUCCAUUCAAAAAACUUAUAUGCUGCUAAUGGGAUUGGUUGCAUUCUGGCUCAGAAGGGAGCUAUUCAAGAAGCACGUGAUAUUUUUGCUCAAGUCAGGGAGGCGACAGCCGAAUUUCCAGAUGUUUGGAUGAACAUUGCUCAUGUUUAUAUGGAACAGAAACAAUAUGUUGCAGCGAUUCAGAUGUAUGACAAUUGUAUGAAAAAGUUUGGUAGAUUUAACCACAUACCCUUACUGCAGUAUCUUGCGCGAGCUUAUUACAGAGCUGGGAAGCUUAUUGAGUGUAAGCAGGUUUUAGAAAAGGCUGCAUGUGAAGCUCCAGACAACCUUCUUAUUAAGUACAAUCAUGCAUUUACUUUGAAAAAAUUAGCAAUGCAAAUGCUGAAGGAUGACAAGUCUUCUUUGGAAAUGGUGCUAGGAGCUGUAGAGGAUCUAAAAACUGCAGAAAGGAUUUUCACAUAUAUUUCUCAAAAUCGGGAAGAAACUAUGGGUCAGGCUCGCCUUGUCAGUCGCACUGCCUCAGCGGCAGAAGCUCGAGAUUGCGGGGAUUUACUGAAACAGGCUCAGACAUAUCUUCAACGAGCAAAGGCGCAAGAUGAAGAGGAGCAAAGGCAGAGACAGAGACAGGAGGAAGAACGCCUGGCACUGAAGAGAAAGCUGGAGGAGGAAGCACGGGAAAGAGAAGAAAAAGCAAAAAGGGAGGUUGAAGCGCUCAAGCAGAUGCGACGAGAAUAUGUUGAAAAAACAAAGGAAUAUCUUCGUCUACCUACAGUAGUCGAGGAACGCAAGUCGCGUGGUGGAGGUGGGGGCCGUCGUAGAAGGGAAAGGGAUGGAGACGAGUUUGUUAAUGAUAGCAGUGAUAUGGGUGAUUGGGGUGACGGUGAUGCAUCUGCUUCUCGACAGAAAAGGGAAAAGAAACGAGGGCGAAAGCGACAUGAACGGCGUGCAGAAAGCAGUAAUGAGAGUGGCGUAGAAGGCGAAAGAGAGGAGAGGAGAAGGAAAGAAGGCAAGAGGAAGAGGAGGAAAGAGGAGAGGCGUGAAAUAGAGCUGAGCACAAAACAAAAAGCAAAAGUUAAGAGUAGAGAAUUUGUGCAGUCAGAUGAUGACAGUUCAGACGAAGGUGUUGAAAGAAAUAUUCCCGAGAAUGGCGGUCAUUCUAGCGAAAGUAGUAACGGAGUUUCUCAGAAACACAGAAGGGUAGUGGCUAGUGACAGCAGUGAAGAAGAAAAAUCUGAGCACUCCUCAAACGAAGCGAGCCAUAUAGUUCAGGUUGUUAAGCGUCUAGAAAUGUUAGGUUAUUAAAA